CAGUACACUGACAAUAACAAAAUCAGCUGCUGUUUAAUUUGAGUUACUUUCUUUGUUCAUCGUUUCUUCUAAUUAAAUAACUCCUUCUUUAAUGGUUUUCGACUUGUUUCAAAAGUGUACAUAAAACAACAACAUGUCUACCUUAAAACCGAUUCAAGCAUUAAGCCUAGAUUCAGUACAACAACAGAGUUUCAUCAAAUUUUAUAAAUCUUUGCCUGAGAAACCGCCGACAACAGUGCGCAUAUUCGACCGCAACGACUACUUCAGCGUGCACGAUGUGGACGCGACCACCGCCGCUAAAGAGGUCUUCUCGUCUCUGGCCAACAUCAAGAUGAUGGGUGUGGAGCCUAGCCGUAUGGACUACCUGGUGCUGUCGAAAGGAAACUUCGAGAUUCUUGUUAAGAAGCUGCUUUUGGUACGUCGCUACAGAGUAGAGAUCUACGUGACAGAAGGUUCAGUGAAGGGCAACGACUGGGAGCUCAAGUACAAGGCGUCUCCGGGGUGCUUCUCCCAACUGGAAGACGUGUUGAGCGACGGGAUGGGCGUGUCAGAGGAAAACGCACCCUGUCUCAUGGCAGUUAAUAUCAAAACCGAUCCGGUUUCUAAGGGUCGUCUCCUAGGCGUCGCCUUCAUCACAGCCUGCGAGUACCAGAUGUCCGUAACGGAGUUCACAGACGACGAUCUUCUGACGCAGCUGGAGACUGUUACAGUGCAGAUGGCACCCUCCGAGUGUCUGGUGCCGGCUAGCGACACUGACGAGUUCAAAGCCCUCAAAAAGGUGAUGGAAAGGGCAAAAGUGACCGUAACUAAGCUGAAGAAGACCGAGUUUUCCACCGAAGGACUCAUCCAAGACCUGACCAGACUGCUCAAGUUCAAAGAUGACCAGAAACAAGACGCCAACGUGUUCACGGAGACCACUAAAGAAGUCGCCAUGACCAGCUUAGCCGCCGCCGUCAAAUACAUGUCUUUGAUGUCAGAUAGCAGCAAUUUUGGCAGAUACCGCAUAUCAACAACGCAAGUGGACUACUUCUUACACCUAGACUCAGCGGCGUUGGGCGCUCUCAAUGUGUUCCCGGAAUUAGGAGACGUGAGCCAUUCCCGGGCCAACAGCCUUUAUUCUAUGCUGGACCACUGCCGGACGCAGCAUGGGAAACGCCUCCUAGCCCAAUGGCUCCGUCAACCCCUCCGCGACAUAAACCUGAUCAACGAGCGACUGGACAUAGUGCAAGUUCUAGUAGAGAACUCGGCACUACGACUGCAGUUACAUGAUGAUCACCUGAGGAGGAUCCCCGACUUGCAGGCGCUGGCCCGGCGGCUGACUAGGAAGAAGGCUAAUCUGCAGGAUUGUUACAAGAUUUAUCAGGCAAUAACCCGCAUCCCGCCCCUGCUAACCUGCCUAUCCACAUCGGAGCACGCGUGCGUGCACUCGUUGCUGACGCAGCCGCUGGCCGAGCUCCGCGGCGACCUGCACAAGUACCAGCUGAUGAUGCAGUCCACGCUGGACAUGGACGCCGUGGAACGAGGCGACUACCUAGUGAAACCGUCGUUCGACGAGCAACUACAAAGCCUGGCCACUCAAUUGGAGCGAGUCCAAAAUCUAGCUGACAAGGAACUGAGCAAAGCGGCCAGGGACCUCGGUCUUGAAGCCGAAAAGACCAUCAAACUGGAGAACAACUCGCAGUAUGGCUUCUGUUUUAGAGUAACUCUAAAGGAAGAGCAAGGACUUCGUGGCAAAAAGAAGUAUACAAUACUCGACGCAGUGAAGUCAGGGGUUCGGUUUAAAACGAGCACGUUAGACGAACUCAACGAUGACUAUAAUCAAGCUAAAACUACUUAUGAAACUGAACAGGCCAAAGUUGUCACCGAAAUAGUGAGCAUUGCAGCUGGCUACUCGGAGUGUCUGUUCUGUCUGUCGCACAUGCUGUCCCGCCUGGACGUGCUGGUCGCGUUCUCUAUAGCCAGCGCCACCGCGCCCGCUGCCUACACACGACCGGUUCUGACUGAGAGUCUAGAUGAGUUGGUGUUGAAGGACGCUAGACAUCCGUGCCUGGAGUUAAUGGAAGGUGUUUCGUUUAUACCAAACGAUGUCGUAUUUAAGAGAGACAAAAGCCUAAUGCACAUAGUAACAGGCGCGAACAUGGGUGGCAAAUCCACGUGGAUGCGGUCAGCUGGCUCCAUAGUAGUGCUAGCUCACGCCGGUUGCUUCGUGCCCUGUUCCAAGGCCAUCAUACCGAUACUACGGUCCGUGUGUGCUAGAGUGGGAGCGCAUGAUAUGGAGCAAGCGGGACAGAGCACUUUCAUGUUGGAGAUGCAAGAGUCUACGCAUAUAUUGAAGACGGCGACACCGGAUUCAUUGGUGUUAGUGGACGAGCUGGGUCGAGGCACUUCCACCUACGAAGGGUGUGGGAUAGCCUGGGCUAUUGCUGAAGAGCUAGCAACAAAAACCAAAUGCUUCACGUUAUUCGCGACCCACUACCACGAGUUGACCCGUCUGCCGUCGCUACACCCUGGCGUCAUCGUGAACUCGCAUGCCGAAGCUUCAGUGGUGGAUGAUCAGCUGGUGUUGCUACACCGGAUCUCGGGCGGCGCGGCCACGCAAUCGUUGGGGCUACAUGUGGCUAGACUGGCUGAUCUGCCAGACUCUAUUAUUGAAUAUGCUGAAGCUAAACAGGCGCAGUUAGAAACGAAUCUCUUUGACAUUGAAAACUCUGGGAAUUCCAACGAAAACUCGGAAGGCCAACAAAUAAUUGUAGAAUUUCUACGAAAAUGUAAGGAAAUUGAGCAAAGUGCUGCCUCAGAUGAGAUUAUGCUGAAGAAAAUUAACGAUCUGAAGAAUGAUCUGUUUCAACACAACAACCAAUAUGUGAAGUCACUCAUUGCAGCUUAGAAAUGUAAAGUAUUGUGAUUUUUUUUACUUCUUUAUUAAACAUUUAAUGCUUCCUUUAAUAACGGAUUUUUUACAUUCCA
Plutella xylostella (diamondback moth) is the source of this 2967-nucleotide messenger RNA. It is a transcript of the gene spel1, whose product is annotated as DNA mismatch repair protein spel1. Gene Ontology annotation, cellular component: MutSalpha complex; nucleus. Gene Ontology annotation, molecular function: ATP binding; mismatched DNA binding; ATP-dependent DNA damage sensor activity. Gene Ontology annotation, biological process: mitotic recombination; mismatch repair. Lineage: Eukaryota; Metazoa; Arthropoda; Insecta; Lepidoptera; Plutellidae. The record is from RefSeq and is a predicted model, not a curated record.